AUGACUCAAGCGGAUUCAGACAUGCAGCUCCCUCAGUCACCACCGCCAGCUCACAUUGCCGAUGAUGGACGGAACCGCAACGAGCUUGCACCAUCCUCUUCUGCUACCUCGUCAUCCUCGUCCUCGAAUGCAACGACGGCAAUACAUGCGCAGCACGAAAUGCAGCAACCGGCUGAAGGGCAAGCACCUGGAGAAAUACGGGUCAUCGAUUUGCCUGCAGACUUGGCUGCACAUCAGGAGCAAAACCACGACUCGCCCCCGUCGUCGUCGUCGUCAUCCUCGUCGUCCAUCGGAGAAGACCGUAUCACAGGAUUCAGAGAUGUCAUCGAAGCAGUCGCGCUGACAUGGAGAAAGCAAAAGGAUCACCUCUUCGUCUCAUGGGUCCAUGUUCCUUUAGGCAUUAUGUUCCUCCUUGUCGUCACCUGGGGUUUCCGCCUUGCCAUGGAUCUUGCUCCUUUUCGCUUUCCUGCGCCCGUCCUUGCGAUGAUGCUCUUCUUUGCGCUGCUUCUCCUGCUCGACUUUCUCUCGACGAAAUUCCCGGGACAAGCUCAUCAAGACACAGAAAAGACCGCGAUGGAUGCCACAUCAACGGUCAGGAGCGCCACGAAGCGCCGACGGUUCGUCGACCCGUUCAUGAAGCUUCUUGCUCCUCCAUGUGACUUCUGUCUGCGAAACAUGUCCGUCAUGUUCACGCCCAGCUUUGUUCUCAUCCCGGCCCGCGAGGUUAUUCCGGGCAAGGAGAUUGGACUCAUCGCCGCCUGGUUCACCAUCUCGCAGGUGCUCGCAUUCGUCUUCCCGGUCCUCUUGACCUGGGGCAUAGAGUGGUGUAUAGGAGUGACGAAGAGCAAACGCAAGAGCUUGCGAAGGACAGGCUCCAAAACACCGUCACAAUACCAUCGAUCGCGCAAUAACAGCGUCGCCACGCUUGCUGGAGUCGACUAUGAGAAGGGCAUCAGCUUCGUCGGCGGUUACAAACUCGGUGCUGUCGCAACAGGCCUGUCGGGCUUGACAGCGCACAUGCUAGCACCCAUUACUCACCUCACCGUCAAGCUGGACGACGACGAGAUGCGGCAAAUCCAAGCCACCGCCAUGGAGCACGCCAGGCAGCAGGGUGAUCCGGCCGUGACGAGCGACCUGGCUAAGUUUCGAUGGAGCGACUUCAGGCCAAUCUCGGACGUAUCCACCUAUGAGCACCGCUCCAUGAGUCCACACCACCACGAUCGGUCGAGGCCUUCCAGAAGCAGGUCGAGAAACAGCUCUCAUCGGUCGCCUCGUCUGGGCAGCGCGUCGCCCUCUGGCAGCCCCAUGCCCACCCCCUCGGCUGAAUACAAAUUUCCUGGGCCGAACACGCCCUCGGCUAUUGAUGCCGUUGUCGCCUCGACGGCCGAUGGUUCCAUGCAGCGCUCCGUCGACUCCCACCUCUCGGCGCAAGGUUCGGUGACCACGGCGAACCCUAUUCCUUUGAUAAUCGCGCAGCCACCGGAGGCAUUUGAGGAGCAGAGCCGGGGCAGAAAAAGCCGAACCACGUAUGCCCAAGCUCGUGAGUCGUCGCACGAAGAUGAAAUUGCCGUCAUCGAGGAGGUCGAGGAGGACUUGGAGAAGGUGCCAACAGCUGUCAAUUCGCGUCGCCACUCGGGUCUGCUCGCUCCCGUUGAAUCGCGACGCGGAUCGAAGAUCAGCUUCGAUGUCAAGACAAAGCUGGCCCACGAGCCCGCUCCUGACUUCGGCGCAAAGGCAGCCAUCGUCGAUAAAGAUUACGAGGAGGAUGAGCAGACGAGGCGCAACAGCGAGGCCGUCCAGUCGGUCAUGUCGUCGGAAGGACCAAAACCGGAUGCUGUCGAGCGUCUCUCGCUCUGGCUCUCGGAUUUGAUAACGCCCGCCAUCUACUUUGUCCUCUUCAUCGUUGGCCUUCCACUCUUCUUUGUCCUCGACAUCGCCCUGCCCCUUUUCCUGGCCAUCAACCUUCUGACAUUCAUCGCCGCCAUCACCAUCGUUCCACCCAAGGUCAGACGGUUCCUUCACCCGAUUCUCAGCUGCAGCAUUGCUACGGUCCUCAUCAUUUGGGCUUUCGCCGCCAUGAAGGGCAUUGGCCUGUCGACGUGCCUCAACCGCUUCUAUAGCGUUGAUGCCAAGUACAACGUCCUCUGGGAUCCUUCGGGCUACAAGGGUCCCAUCCCAGGUGCCGGAGACGUCCUCUUCAGCACCCUCGACGCUGGCAUCGUCGCUCUGGCCGUGCCCAUGUAUCGCUACCGCAAGGAGCUCAAGGAAAACUUCUGCCGGAUGAUGGUCGUGUUGAUUCCCUGUGCUGCGCUUUCGCUCUUCGUCUGGCCCCUGAUUGCGGCCAAGUUUGGCAUGGACCGCGUGCGAUCUCUGGCCUUUGCCGCGCGCUUCAUGAGCACGCCCCUGGCCAUCGAGCUCGCGGGCAACAUCGAGGCCGACGAGUCCAUCACCGUCAUCCUCGUCGUCAUCACGGGCAUCGUCGCCGCCAUUCUCAAGGAUCACUUCUUCCGCCUGAUGCGCGUCGACCGGGAGGACCAUCUCAUGAUUGGCAUCACGAUGGGGUCCACUUCGGGUGCGAUUGGCGCAUCGAGCCUCAUUUCCACUCCCCGCGUCAUGGCUGUCGCUUCACUCGCCUUUGUCCUCUUUGGCGCCAUUCUGCUGAUUGCCACCGCCAUUCCACCCAUCGUCACGAUUGUCCAGCAGCUGGCUUCCUAA
Molecule: messenger RNA, 2715 nt
Organism: Acaromyces ingoldii
Lineage: Eukaryota; Fungi; Basidiomycota; Exobasidiomycetes; Exobasidiales; Cryptobasidiaceae
Exons: 3
Coding region: 1-2715 (904 amino acids)
Source: RefSeq, a predicted model, not a curated record